Messenger RNA from Anguilla rostrata (American eel), 2634 nucleotides. Its product is annotated as guanine nucleotide-binding protein G(s) subunit alpha-like. The record is from RefSeq and is a predicted model, not a curated record. The transcript has 12 exons. Gene Ontology annotation, biological process: adenylate cyclase-activating dopamine receptor signaling pathway; sensory perception of chemical stimulus. Lineage: Eukaryota; Metazoa; Chordata; Actinopteri; Anguilliformes; Anguillidae. Gene Ontology annotation, molecular function: GTP binding; beta-2 adrenergic receptor binding; insulin-like growth factor receptor binding. Gene Ontology annotation, cellular component: heterotrimeric G-protein complex. Bases 1342 to 2481 code for a protein of 379 amino acids.
GGUCGUUCCCAGGGUUCAAUGUGAGCUGUUUGCCCCACCCCAUCUCUCCAACGCUGUCUGUCUCAAUGUACAAUUCCCGGAGAAAAGGAAAAAAGCAAAUAAAGCGCACGAGAAACAGCUUUUUUUCGCAUCUGUGUACACGCGGCCUGUCUACGGAGGAAUCCCGGCCGUAGCGGAGUGUGUUCGUAGGAGCCGCGGUGUGUUCAUGUAUCUAAAUGCACAUGUGUACCUACCAUUCGGAUUGAAAGGGAGUACAAGGCUAGGGCUGACUGGAGCCCAUACCUGCACGAAUCGGGAAAAUACCGAAGAAAUUCUCGUAGUUUCGCCAUAAUCAGAGACAUCGGAGCCGAUUUAGGAGUUACCUUACGAGUCGGAGACCGGUACUGUUAGGUUUACGGAUGUGAAAAGCGACAGAAAUUAAAACAACAAAAGCGGGGAGAGAGAGGGGCCUUUCGGAUUUGGACAAAACCAGCAACAGCAACCAUCGCUGAAGAGAAGGAAAAUUGGAGGAAAAAAAUCAAAUUAUUUCUGGGACUAAAACCGAUCAUCAGAGUGUCAGUAGGAACAACAUGAUCCACUUACGGGUUUAAACGGAGUUUAGCCAGAUCGGGAAACUGUCAGAAUAAUGCACAUGCGGUAAUUUUAGUGUAAAUAUUUAUUUUUAUUUUUUUCGGGUUCCUUGUCGCUCUCUCGUCUCUGUGUGGAGGAAGACGGUAGGAAAGAAAUUAAGAGACAUACAAGACGUUCCAAAUGUAGGCUUAACAUUUAUAUUUUUUAUUUUUUUUUACCAACGAUAAUGAAAUAGGCCUACGUGCUUUGGGGCAAGUGAAGGAUUCUCGACGUUGAAAUAAAAUCGGUUUUGGAUUCCUCUUCGCUGUAGCUUCAACCAUAGGCUACGACCUUAGUGGGAUUCGUGAAAUGAAAUAAUUUACGUCAGUUUUAAAGACACCGUGACAUAGAGGGAAAUCUAAAAUUAAUUUAGCCUGUUAAACUGAAUAGAAGACCAACACAGCCUGUUUAAUAUAAACAGUUUAGAACAAAUUCACCGCCUGAGAAGGUGGCCUGUUGUCGUCAUCCACACUAUCCAACAACCCUUUCACUGUUCUGUAUAAAAUAAUGUACUCGUAACAAUAGUACGUUUAAGGCAAUAUUUUGGAAAAGAAUUCCAGUCGCAACAGUCGUUUGUUCUUUAGUCGUUAGCGUUAGCCUCAGUAGGCCCUGGACGAGCGAUAUGUCACAAAUCAUUGUCAGUGUGUUAAUUUCGUGGGCCAACUGAGGGAUCCAGGAUUGUUUAGUUUUUAAAUUCCCCCUCCCCUUAUCCUUAUUUGUUUUCGCGGGAAGAUGGGUUGUUUGAGCAACAGUAGGACCGAAGACCAACGAAACGAAGAGAAAUCUCAACGAGAAGCGAACAAAAAGAUUGAAAAACAGUUACAGAAAGACAAACAGUUAUACCGCGCUACACACCGGCUGCUGCUGCUAGGAGCGGGAGAGUCUGGGAAGAGUACUGUAGUCAAACAGAUGAAGAUCCUGCAUGUCAACGGCUACAAUACAGAGGAGAGGAAAAUGAAGAUUCCAUGCAUUAAGAGUAACAUUAAGGAAGCCAUUGAGACCAUUGUGUCGGCCAUGAGCAAACUGGUGCCCCCCGUCCUGCUGGCCUGUCCCGACAACAAGGCCCACAUGGAGUACAUCCUCAACCUCGCCAGCCAGAACGACUUCGAGUUUCCAUCUGAGUUCUAUGAGCACGCAAAGUACCUGUGGCAGGAUGAGGGGGUGCAGGCCUGUUUCGAGCGGUCCAACGAGUACCAGCUGAUCGACUGUGCGCAGUACUUUUUAGACAGGAUUGACAUUGUGAAGCAGAGCGACUACACUCCCUCCGAUCAGGACCUAUUGCGAUGCAGAGUGCUCACCAGAGGCAUUUUUGAGACAAAAUUCCAGAUCGACAAAGUUAAUUUCCAUAUGUUCGAUGUUGGCGGUCAGCGGGACGAGAGGCGGAAGUGGAUUCAGUGUUUUAAUGAUGUGACUGCCAUUAUUUUCGUGGUGGCCAGCAGCAGCUACAACAUGGUGGUCCGGGAGGACGAUCAUACCAACCGCGUACAGGAGGCCCUCAACCUCUUCAAGAACAUCUGGAACAACAGGUGGCUGCGGACAAUCUCCGUCAUCCUCUUCCUCAAUAAACAGGACCUGCUGGCCGAGAAGGUUUUGGCAGGGAAAUCCAAAAUCGAGGAGUACUUCCCAGAUUUUGCACGCUACACCACACCUGAUGAUGCGUCUCCUGAACCAGGGGAGGACCCGCGGGUCACCAGAGCCAAGUAUUUCAUACGAGACGAGUUCCUGAGGAUCAGCACGGCGAGCGGAGACGGCCGGCACUACUGUUACCCCCACUUCACCUGCGCCGUGGACACGGAGAACAUCCGCCGCGUCUUCAACGACUGCCGGGACAUCAUCCAGCGCAUGCACCUGCGCCAGUACGAGCUCUUGUGAUGGGAGGGGCCGGAGAGACAGACUCUGUGACCCCGCCCCUGCCCCCCCAACCCCGCCCGCCUCACUCCCCCUUCCCCGUCCCACCCCGUCCAGACUCAGUGUUCCCACGGCGACUCCUUAUUUCAGCGUUAAAAUAAAGAGGAAAAAAAUUCA